This is a messenger RNA of Seminavis robusta, 1747 nucleotides long. The record is from the annotation of a GenBank genome assembly. NCBI's taxonomy places the organism in Eukaryota, Bacillariophyta, Bacillariophyceae, Naviculales, Naviculaceae.
AAUUUAGCUACUGUAGCCUGCAACAAACUGCUGCAGCCGGCAGAGAACAACAGCUACAAAACACGAAACACAAAACCAACACAGACAACGGAAAGACAAGACGAGACAAGCAACCACCACCAUGUCCGAGUAUGCUCCUCAAUCGUCUCUUUCGUCGUUGAAACGAGCCCGCAUCUUGUUUGACCGUUCGCCUGCAGAUGCGUUCUUGGCGACCGAUGUGAUUGUCCAAGACGACGUGUAUUUGGCAUCGAUGGAACGACGCAAACGCUACCUGUUGGGCAGUGCCGCGGGCAAGGGAGCGGAAGGCAAAAAGAGCAGCACCAAAAAGAAGAGCAAGACCAGUUCGGCGUUGGUGGCUGUUGCAACUGUGGAUGAUGAUGAUGCUGAUGAUGAUGCCAACGUCAAGACGAGGAGUGAAUCCGGUGCCUUGAUCACGUACGAUUCCAUUUCCAAACAAGACGACGACAAUGAAGCCCAAAAUGAAAAUCGAAUUUUGGUGAAACGAGACAACACUUCCGGUGGUAUCAAGGUUCCCACUCCUACGUGGCAUGCUCCUUGGAAAUUGGCUACAGUACUGUCAUCGCAUUUGGGUUGGGUCCGUUCGAUCGCCUUUGAUCCGUCCAACAAACUCUUUGCCACGGGCAGUGGAGACCGCACCAUCAAAAUUUGGAAUUUCCCCAAGGCAUCUGUCGGAGCCGACGAUGCUCUGCAAUUGACAUUGACAGGACACAUUUCUCCCGUCCGUGGCUUGGCAUUCUCGCCGCGACAUCCGUAUCUCUUUAGUUGUGCCGAAGACAAGCAAGUCAAAUGCUGGGAUCUCGAAACCAACCAAGUCAUUCGACACUAUCACGGACACUUGAGUGGCGUAUUUUGUCUCUCACUCCAUCCCACACUCGAUAUUCUCGUCACGGGAGGACGCGAUGCCGUCGCCCGUGUCUGGGAUAUGCGCACCAAACAUCAAAUUCAUUGUUUGACCGGACACGAUCAUACCGUUGCCUGUCUCCUCACCAAGGCGACCGAUCCACAAAUCAUUACCGGAUCGCACGAUUGUACCAUUAAACUGUGGGAUUUAAUUGCCGGAAAAUGUCAAACCACACUCACGCAUCAUCAAAAAUCCAUUCGCGCCGUGGCGGCACCGUCCUUUGAAAAUACAUUUGCCAGUGGCGCCGCCGAUUGUGUCAAACAGUGGCAAGCAAAAGACGGAAAAUUUCUCAAAAACUAUUCGCGGCACAAUGAAAAAAUUGUCGAUUCCAUGGCCGUCAAUGACGAUGGGGUACUGGUCACCGGAGGCGACGAUGGAUCGAUGCAAUUUUGGGACUACACGAGUGGAUAUCAAUUCCAAACAGGACAAUCCAAAGUGCAACCGGGAUCACUGGAAGCGGAGAAUGGAGUCAUGGCGGCCUGUUUUGAUGGGACCGGGACACGGCUCAUUACGGGAGAAGCCGACAAGACCAUCAAAAUUUGGAAGGAAGAUCCGGAUGCCAGUGAAUUGACGCAUCCCAUUGAUACCAAGGGGUGGCGCAAAACGUGCAUUGCACAAGCCAAACAAAGAUAUUGAAACUGCAACAAUUAAUCAAAAAGUCAAUCCACAAAAUAGUAAAAAUGCUUGUAUAGUUUGGGUGGUGGGAUGCUCUGGGUUGAUGGUAGUUUUCUUUGGGUGUUCAUGUCGAAACCGAUACCUCAGUCUUUGUUUAUUUUAGUUGAGUUAACGUUUGUAAAAUGAAUGCUGAGAUUUAUGCAACUACAU